Zophobas morio is the source of this 1156-nucleotide messenger RNA. Its product is annotated as cilia- and flagella-associated protein 36. Gene Ontology annotation, cellular component: axoneme; ciliary base. Lineage: Eukaryota; Metazoa; Arthropoda; Insecta; Coleoptera; Tenebrionidae. The record is from RefSeq and is a predicted model, not a curated record. The transcript is spliced from 7 exons. Bases 74 to 1054 code for a protein of 326 amino acids.
UAAACUCGUAUUUAUCGUUUCGCGUGCAACACAUCAGUUUUAAUAGUAGUCCGAAGAAGACUAUAAUCGUACAAUGGAAGACGACAAUUCUUGGGUUUUCGAUUCUUUGGUAGCUUUUCUAAACGGGCCGAUCUGGAGUGCUCCGCUUGAUAGUUUUAUCGAAGAGAAGUCGCUAAUCUUUGAGCCGAAUGUCACUGAAAAUGCUGAAUACAGGAAUAUAUUUGACGAGUUCAAGAAUUUGGUUGAUUUCAUGUUGGGAAACUUCAUGGAAGAUAUCGGAAUCACACCUGAGCAAUUUGAAGAAGCGUGCAAUAAAGGCCACACGUAUCCAAUCAAUUUCAAUCAUAACAUUUUCGAGCAAAUAUGGGCGGCGAACGAUUACGAAAUGUUCAAAAGAAUGAUGACACAAAGGAAUGUUGAAUUGCAAUUACAGGCUUUGGAAUUAAUCGAACAGAAGUAUGGAAUUACGCCACAGUCGUUCGUUCCAAAGAAAAAAGAGAAAGUCGAUACUGCGGUUACUGUGGAGAAAACUUCCACGUUUGAAAAGGAAAUAAUGGAAGAAGUUGCUAAAAAUUUUCCAAAAGAAGAAGCGUCUUCAGAGGAAGGUGAGGUGCAGUAUCUUUUGGAAGAAAAGGAAAUUCUUGAAAAGACUCUCAAGGAAACUAAAGAGAAAAGUACCACAUCAACGGAAGACAGUCCAAGUGAAGACAUUCAGCAGAAGAAACCUUCAGUCGUGAAAGCAGAAACUACUGCAGAAAUAAAUUAUGAGAAAAAACCUGCUCGCAACGAGAUAAACGCAGCGGAACUUAUGAAACGUCAAGAAUAUUUGCGCGCGCAGCGAGAUAAAUUGGUAGCUUUAAAAAAAGAGGCUCGAAAGAAGCACCUUGGUUCGAACGGUGCAUCAAAAGAAAAAGGAAAAGUUCGUCCCAAAUCGGCGAAGGCCGCAGAAGCAGUGUUAUCUGGAGAAAAAGCGACGAUUGAACCUCAGCAGCUUCAGAUUCGCAAAGCUUUGGCAGAGAGGUUAAAGACGGAGGUUGUGUCCAAUAAAAUGUAAUAAUUUUUCACUUAUAUUUAUUACCUAAAUAUAACGAGUACAUUUUUACAUUUUCUUUUAAAAACAUUAAUUUAUUACAAAUUAAAAUGAGAAAUAGAAAAU